GUAUAUUUUAAUAGUAGUCUUAAAACAGUAGCCUAGUUUGAGCUAGAUAAAAACUGAACUGUCUACCUGCAAAAUAUGUAUUAACUUGACCUGCCAGAUGUUUUUUUAUCGCGAGAGUUCCAGCUGCUGUGUGCAAGGUUAUGAAAGACAGCCAAAUUCAUACACCAGGGAUUGACGGUGAAUUAAUUCUGUCCAGUGAGUUCAAACCCAGAGACCCAGAAACCCAGAAAUACAAUACAAGUGGCUUCAGGGAGGAUUGAGCUGCUCUGCAAACUGCCCAUGGAGGACCUGCCCACUGCCUGACUAGAUUCUACCAACUUCAGGUGCUCCAUCCUGCGGUGAGCCUCCAAUGAUGAACCCACCCACCUGCCUGAUGAACUUGUACUUCAGAGCAAUGAGACCUCCAGUUUUCUGCCAUGGUGUUUACUCUGAGGCUGCCAAAGGAGGAAAGAGAGGGGAUCCAUUUGUCCCAAGCCCUGUGGAGGCCUACACCAGCCGUCUCAUUCAUUACAAGCACCAUGCGUCCAGUCAGACGUACAGGCGGGCAGGACACUUUCACACAAAAAGGGUGUUUCAGGAGCAAUCGGAGAGAGAGCAGUGUGGUGGAAGAUGUCUGCGGAGGGAAGGGAUGCGUCACUGGAUUAGUGCCUGAGAAUCUGCCCCAGCCUCUUCCUCCUGAGCUGCUCGAGACGCCUCCAGAAGGGCACGACGCUCGCCGCUGCUCGCUUUCCCCCUCCACCAAGCCUUCCACAUGAGCCAGCCAAGCCUUGCCUCGCCACCAGGAUGAAGAAAGAAAAGAAAACGCAUGCUUUACUGUUUCUCCUCAUGCUUCACUUCACCUCAGCAAGGCAAUCAGACUAUGCUCCAUAUUUUUAUGAUAAUGGACCCAGCAGUACACAUGGGAAUAUGGCCUUGUUCAGCAUCUCAGAGGAUACACCAGUUGGGACACAGAUCUACAUUCUGAACGGUACAGAUCCAGAGAGCGAUCCGGUGCGAUACGGUCUGACUUUCGAAAAGGGCUCCAAAGAAUAUUUUAGGGUUGAGUCCAAAUCAGGAAACGUGACUCUGAUUCAGGAGCUCGACAGAGAGAAACAACAUGAAAUCUCAGUGCUCGUGAGCAUAACGGACGGUCGCAAUAAAGUUGUUGAGACAGUUCGAGUGUUUGUCACCGACUCCAACGAUGAACCACCUGAAUUUCUAAACCUGCCUUUCAUCAUUGACAUCCCAGAGGAUUCUGCUCCAGGAAGUAGCAUCUACAGAGUCCAGGCAGUGGAUAGAGAUAUGGGCUCAGGAGGCAGCGUCUCAUAUUAUUUACAGACCUUGCCGUUUGCCAAGUUUACCAUCGACGGGCACAGCGGCAUCCUGAGAGUCAAACCUGGCGAGACUUUGGACUACGAGACGACGCCCACCCACUUUGUGACGGUGGUUGCAAAGGAUGGAGGUGGAAAGUACAAGGGGAAGCACCAGGUGUUGACCUCCACCGCCACCAUCACAAUCAAUGUACUUGAUUCCCAGGACAUGCCUCCAUCCUUCAUAGGAACCCCUUACUUUGGCUACGUCUACGAAGUCUCCGUUCCUGGUUCUGAAAUAUUCACUGUGUACGCUAAAGAUGGAGAUCAAGGCGACCCUAACUCAAUCCAUUACUCCAUUAUGAAUGGUAGUGAUGGUGUCUUUGACAUAAAUAGCACCAGUGGAUGCAUCACCCUGACAACUUAUCCAACUCUGCUGACAAAUGAAUUAUAUGAGAUUAUAGUCAAGGCGUCUGAGUUAGGACCAAACAACAAUCUGCAGGACUACGAUGUUACCACGGUGACGGUCCGGGUGGUGGAUCUCAACAACCAUCCUCCGACCUUCUACGGGCAGAACGGACCACAGAGCAAGUUCGAGGUCACCAUGUACGAGCAUCCUCCCGCAGGGGAGAUCCUCCGAGGCUUCAAGAUCACCGUCAAUGACUCUGAUCAGGGAGCAAACGCUAAAUUUAAACUGAGACUAGUGGGGCCGAGCCGAGUGCUGCGAGUGGUCCCCCAGACGGUCCUCAAUGAAGCGCAGGUGACCAUCAUUGUGGAAGACACAUCUGGCAUCGACUAUGAGAAGGGGCAAACCCUUUCUUUUAAGCUGCUGGCGGUGGAGAUCGACACUCCCGAGCGGUUCAGUGCGACAGCUGACAUAGUGAUCAACCUGCUGGACACCAACGACAACAUCCCCAAGUUCACGUCCGAGUAUUACAUCGCCAGGGUCCCGGAGAACUCUCGCGGAGGCUCCAGCGUUGUGUCCGUAACAGCAAAUGAUCCAGAUUCAGGGCCUUGGGGUGAAGUCAAAUACACGAUUUAUGGAUCAGGAUCGGAUUUGUUCUCCAUCCAGCCGUCGUCAGGCCUCAUCUCCACGCAGCCCUGGACCAGCCUGGACGCAGAGGUCAGGUCCAAAUACAACUUCUACGUCAAGGCUGAAGAUUCGGAGGGGAAGUACAGCUUGUCUGAAGUCUUUGUCACCGUCCUCGAUAUGAACGACCACACUCCAGCUUUUGAUGAAAACCUCCUGGAGAAGACAAUGAUUAUUGGAACACCUGUCAGAGUAGAGGCAGUGGAUGAAGAUGCAGAGUCUCCGAACAACGUCAUCGAGUACUCCAUCAUGACGGCCGAUCCUGACAACGCGUUUGAUAUCAACACAGACACCGGGGAGAUCAAGCUGAAGCCGUACAUCAAGUCCAUGGAGAUCGUGCAGAACAUCACCAAGGAGAAGGACUGCAAGUGGUCUCUGGUGGUCCAAGCCCGGGACAGAGGCUCGCCAUCCUUCAGCACAACGGCCGUGGUCAACAUCGAUAUCACAGAGGCGACUCCUCUCAAGGGGCCUAUGGCGGCCUUUUUAAUGAAAAGUAGGGACAAUCCUAUGAGAGCUCUAGGCAUGGUCACUGUUAUCAUUAGCAUAUUGGUAGGGGUGACUGCCUUGAUCUCUGCAGCUAUGUACUUGCGCAACUCGAAGUCGAACAGGAUCAUGCCGGCACGUCGCAUCAUUAAGAGGCGACCCAGGGACCAGCAGCCCUGGACUUUCAACAUGCCCCUUGUCAGAUUCAACAACCCUGCAGAUAAGUUCCUUAUUGUCAACCAAGAGAGAAGCCCCCAGCGGGGCACCAGCAGCGCACGGCCGAAGCCUCCACCCCCUAGCCCUCCUCCGCCCCCGUGUAACAUGCGGCCCAAUGAGAAGCCCCGGGCGGUCCCGACAAUAUCCGGCAUGCUGACCUCCAAGGGGUCCAAAAUAGCAAAAUCGAAUCGCCGCAAAGAGGGAAAUGUCAGCUCUGCUUUGGUGUCGGAGCUUAAAAUGAAGCUUGAGCAGAAAAUCAUUGAGAGCAACAAAGGUUAUUAUUAACUCCGUCACACAAACGUCUUGUUUAAGGUUCUUUGACGACUCCACUGCUCAUCUACUGCCCGAGAGUUCUCCUUCCUUCAUGUGAUGAUCUGGUAGGGUGGGCCUACCUGUAGAUUAUUCAUGAUUAAAUGGUAAAAAGGGGUGUAACAGGAAGGUUUACAGAUAUUUAUGUCUUAAGCGGGCAUCCUCCAUUGACCUGGCUUAGAUAAAGAGAGAGAGAGAGAGAGAGAGUCUCUGGUGCAGUGGAAGAUAAUUCACACUGCCAUCUUGAGGAAGAUUACACCAUCUUAAGAAGCACCAGGGAGAGGAUUACUAAGACUUACUGUGUAUACAUAAGUUGAAUAACUUCCUGAAAAGUGUAUAAAAACGCAGAUCUAGGAUUUAACCCGAUAAAUCCUACUAUAAAAACGUUUCUUCUCGCUCACUGGGGGCGUGCAGCUGAAUGACACGGUCAUGAAAACAUGCUUCUUAUAAAGUGCUAAAGGACCCGUGUGUUAAUAUUUUUACUGUUACAUCAGCCGCUCAAGAGCUGAGCGGUUGCUCUUUUGUAUGAUUACAAUGUGCCACUGUAGGUUUUCACGGUUAAUACGAGCUAACAGAGUUGCGUUUAUUUCUUUUGAGUGUGUUAUUCUAGAAAAAAUGCUUUUAUAUAAAUAACAUGGGUCCAUUUUAAAUGUGUAUAUAUAUGCAUAUAUAACAAGAUAUGAACAUUUCCCUGUUGUAUCUUGCAGCAGUAAAGAACAUACAGUACAAAUGAAACCAUCUAACUCCACUUAAGAUUUUCAAGCACAGAUCACUAUGUAUAUAACCUUUCCUUUAUAGAUAUAGAAAUAUAGAGUCUGUGUCGAACAUUUAGGUUCCUCUCACAGUUACUUUCCAUGUUACUCAAUGCCUUCAAAUGUAGGCAAAUACAAUUAGAGUCCUUUAAUUGCUGUAAUCAUCAUGUAUCUGACUAUAUCUUAACUUAUAACUAUCUGAAAUGAGUUGAGAUUAACUAUAUAUCUUAACUAUAAAUUACACUUGCCUGGUCCUUUGAAGUAACAUAUUUGUACCGUCUUUGUACUGUCUUGAUUUUGAAUAAAUAUUUGAAAAUAA
Molecule: messenger RNA, 4458 nt
Organism: Sebastes umbrosus (honeycomb rockfish)
Lineage: Eukaryota; Metazoa; Chordata; Actinopteri; Perciformes; Sebastidae
Product: cadherin-related family member 1
Exons: 22
Coding region: 784-3363 (859 amino acids)
Biological process (GO): homophilic cell-cell adhesion
Cellular component (GO): plasma membrane
Molecular function (GO): calcium ion binding
Source: RefSeq, a predicted model, not a curated record